AUGACCGCGUUGACUAGCGAAACACAUAAACAUCAUAAAAAAAUCUGGUAUGCGCCACAUAAAUUUGAGGCCUAUGGUGAAGAAGAAAUAAAUGCAGUUGAAAAAUGUUUGCGGCUAGGCUGGUUAGCGCCGGGUCCCAUAACUGAAAAAUUUGAGUGUGAAGUGGCCAAAUUAUACGAGAAAAAAUUUGGAGUCAUGGUCAAUUCGGGCUCGUCUGCCAAUGUUCUCGCGUUACUCAUUGCAGGACUGAAAGCUGGAGAUGAAGUCAUUACACCUGCUUGUACGUUCUCGACAACUGUUGCACCCCUGGUACAACUCGGUAUGAAGCCGGUUUUUUGUGAUGUUGAACUUGGAUCGUAUGUGCCCUCUGUCAAACAAGUCAUGGAAAAAGUAUCCUCGACAACAAAAGCUCUCUUUUUACCCAAUUUAAUUGGAAGUAAGCCCGACUGGGAACGAAUGAAGGCUGAAUUAUUUACGCUGGGACGACGAGAUAUUCUAUUAAUCGAAGAUUCAUGCGAUACCAUCACUAGUACACCCAUAACGGAUAUAUCUGUGGCAUCGUUUUACUCAAGUCACAUAAUCACAGCAGGCGGUGGAGGAGGCAUGGUAAUGUGUAAUCAGCAACAGCAGCGAGAUUUGGCAAUUCAAUAUCGUGACUGGGGACGAAUGGGCACAAAUACCGAAAAUUUUUCAGAGAGAUUUGGUUAUGACAUUGAUGGCAUGGAGUAUGAUUUCAAGUUUCUCUAUCCACUUCUCGGUUACAACUUUAAAUCGACGGAAAUGAAUGCUGCUUUUGGUAUUGAACAACUGAAAAAAUUAUCGCUUUUUAAACAAAAACGUCGAGAUAACGUUGCUCGUUAUGUCGAACAACUCAAAGAGCUUGAAAAAUUCGGUCUCGUGUUACCUAAACAGCAUGACAAAAUGGAUUGGUUGGCGCUACCACUUAUGUUUCCAAAUCGAAAGCCUCUUCUUCAAAAAUUAGAAGAUAAUGGGAUUCAAACACGCGUGUGUUUUGCUGGUAACGUCACACGUCAUCCAGCAUAUCGGCAAUAUCUUCAAGAAUUUCCAAAUUCAGACGAAAUAAUGAAAAAUGGUUUUCUCCUUGGCGCACAUCACGGUUUGGAACCCGAUGAUGUUGACUAUGUUUGUCAAGUCAUGAAGGCUCAUAUUAUGAACAUAUCACACAGCAAAAAUGUUUAA
This is a messenger RNA of Didymodactylos carnosus, 1200 nucleotides long. The record is from the annotation of a GenBank genome assembly. Lineage: Eukaryota; Metazoa; Rotifera; Eurotatoria; Philodinida; Philodinidae.